Messenger RNA from Centropristis striata (black sea bass), 2200 nucleotides. RefSeq names its product INO80 complex subunit C (gene ino80c). The record is from RefSeq and is a predicted model, not a curated record. The transcript has 5 exons. Lineage: Eukaryota; Metazoa; Chordata; Actinopteri; Perciformes; Serranidae. Gene Ontology annotation, biological process: chromatin remodeling. Gene Ontology annotation, cellular component: Ino80 complex. Bases 127 to 738 code for a protein of 203 amino acids.
AAUUGCAUAUCCGGGUGAAGCGAUGUUUACAGUCCGGACGUCAGUCUGCUAAGUAGCUAAGUUACCGAGAGGGAGAGCUGCAGUCACACCAUAGAUUAUAUAUUACAGACACUUUGCUGACCACAAAUGGCCUCUCAGAUCCCGAUAACCGUCAGAGCUCCGCCGGCAGCUGCCAGCUCCGCCGCUCUCCGGGGGAAGAAACGUCCCGGUAGUCCGGCCGUGUCCGCCGCUCCGCAGCUCACCGGGAGCAGCAGCUGCAGCAAGAAGAAGAAAGGACAGCAGCCAGCCACACCAACUAUACUCACACAGAUAAUGGCGGUGGAGUCUGUGGUGGAGGUGAAGACAGUGGGAACCAUGGACUGCGGUCCAGCUGCCUCCUCAGAGUCCACAGCAAAGCCUCCACCGUUCAAAGAGCCUACAUUUUUGCAUUCUGGGAUCGGUGGAGCAGCAGCGGGUAAAAAGAACAGGACCUGGAAGAAUCUCAAGCAGAUUCUGGCUUUGGAGCGGACUUUACCCUGGAAGCUCAGUGAUCCAAACUACUACAGCAUUGACGCGCCUCCCUCCUUGAAGCCAACAAAAAAAUACUCUGACAUCUCUGGACUCCCUGCGAACUACACAGAUCCUCAGACGAAGCUGCGCUUCACUUCCUCUGAGGAGUUCUCCUACAUCCGCCUCCUCCCCACCGAUGUUGUUACAGGCUACUUGGCACUCCGAAAGGCAACUUGCAUCGUACCCUGAGAGCUGAGCAAGACCUUUAAAACCUGAUACAGGUUCAAACCAGAACUGCACUCAUGUCAGUGCUGGAAGCUGUUGUGUCAGUCAGGAGACUCUGAGAGUUCACAGGCUGCACUGAAAGGCCAACAGCUGGAACUCACAGGCUGGCCACGCUAAACAUCUAAACAUCUGCACUGCUGUUUUAAAAAAGGCGCCUGAGUCGUAAUUGUUACUGUGUGACAAAAGAAAUGCCACCAAUGUACGUUUGGUACUAAAAAAAUCUUUCAGUGAUUGCUCACGUGAGACUAUUGCUGGAUAUUAUAAUGUCACUAUAUCAGAGAAUGUCCAAUAAACUUGACCGAACGUGUUUUAUUCUGUAAGGGGAGCCUUCUUAAUAUGUUUGAGACCAUCAAAACAAAAGGUGCCUACUUUGAAGAAUUUUAAAAUAUAAAACAUAUUCUGGUUUGUUUAACAUUUUUUUGUUUACUACAUAAUUCCAUAUGUGUUCCAUUAUUGUUAUGAAUGUUUUAAAUUUUUUUCUACAAUGUAGAAGAUUUAAUAAAAAAAAAAAAAAAGCAUUGAAUGAGAAGGUGUCCCCAAACUUUUGACUGGUAGUGUAUGUUUACUUACACACACAAAACUUUCCAGUUUCAUUCCUAUUUAUAUUUUGGAGGUUUUUAAAGAGGGAUGUGUUCAUAUAUCAACCAUACAAUUACUUUAUUCGUUAAAAAAAAACAUGGCAAAAGCUGUUGACAGUGUUUUCUGAUAUAUGGAUUGAUAAAAAGGACAUCCAAAGAACAAUUUUUAACCUGGUACCCAAUGAUCAGUUAUCUGUUCUGGAAAUGCAUGAAAAAUUAGCAGACAGUUAAAAAGAGAAUCCGUCAUUUGCAUAUUUAAAUGUUGGAAACUUGUAAUACAAAAACUGUAACUGUCUUAAUGUAAGAAAUCCUCAAGGGAAGUUUUGUGGUGAUAUCAGUCACAAUUCUUACCCUACUCACAUGAAAGAUGUUUACUAGUUCAUUCCAAAGUCAGCAAUAUGAAGUUAUUUUGCUUAUUUAUUCAUAUACAUUUCCCAGUGUCCUUUAUGAUACUUUCCCAUUAAGUGUUGCUAUAAACCCUGGGGCAAGUUUGAGAGCCUGAUGUGGAUUUGCUCCUGCUAAAUCCCUGGGGAAAUUAUACAGAAGUAUUGAAUACAAGCAUUAUACGCCCCCUUGUGGUGAAACAUGUGUUUUCAGUUGUGUAAAUUCAGUCAGGUUGCAAAAAAUGUGCAAAAAAUGAGGCAGAGCUGCUAAUUAGUUUUUUCAUAAAGAGCUCAUUACAGGUAACUUGAUUUUGUAUGUGAAAGUUUGAUUUCAGCGUCUCUUAUUUAUCUGUUUUUCUCAUAUACGGCUUUGUAUAAAAAUACAUUUUCUCAAUUAAAAAAGACAUUUGUUUCAACCUCAGUUGUGCCUGUAUGACAGCCUUUAAUCUCACUUGUUGGACAUUG